Molecule: messenger RNA, 2243 nt
Organism: Conger conger (European conger)
Lineage: Eukaryota; Metazoa; Chordata; Actinopteri; Anguilliformes; Congridae
Gene: cfap100
Product: cilia and flagella associated protein 100
Exons: 15
Coding region: 296-1987 (563 amino acids)
Source: RefSeq, a predicted model, not a curated record
AAUUCUCGCAUGUCUGUGUGUACCUCCGAGAAAAGAGCUACUAAUCUCUUCAGCCAUUACAAACGAACUUUCCCUAUCGUUCAAGCACUGCGCUGCCAUCUAUCGGCAUUAGGAUGACAAAGAACCCGUGGAAGACGUUGCCAGGGUAGCAGAAUACAAACAGGGUUCUUAGUUCCAAAUUGAUACGAAAGAAUCGUUUCAAGAUACACGUGCUUUACAUCUUAAGAACAGCUAAAUAGGUAGCGGAUCUACUUCCUCUCACAAGACGAGUAAGUGUUCUACAGAGCGAAAGAAAAUGCAGGCAGGCCCUUCAACUGAAUCCCAGUUGGUCUCAGUGGCGGAGAGCGAUGAGGAGGACUCUGGGAGCAGGAACCCCUUCAGGCUGCCAGCCGACAGCAACAUCUUCGUUCUCAAGAAGCAGGAACGAGAGCGCAAGAAGCUGGAACAGCAGAAGAAGCUGAAGAUGAAGGUUCAUGAGAGGGGCCUCUACGUGACGCGGAGGAAGGCCAAGCAGGCGGAGCUGUGGUGUGAGCUGAGGGCGGGCCGGGAGGAGGAUGCGGCCAAUGAGAAGGCCAUGGAGCUCAGAGACAACUCCGCCUGGAAGGUGGCAAUGAUCAAAGAUCGCAACAUUGAGAAAGAGAGCAUCAAUGAGUUUGUCAGCAAGAAACGGGAGAUGUUUCUCUUGGAGUACGCCCUGGCCGUGAAGCGAGAGGAAAUGGGUCAGCUGGAGGAAGCAGCCACUGUGGAGGAGAAGAAACUGGCGCGGGCUGCCAAGCUCCUGGAGAAGGACUCCAUCAUGUUCGACGAGUUCCUCAAGGAGAGCGACAAGAGCUCAGUGGAGGCCAUAAAAAUUGCUGAGCAAGAGUCCAAAAUCAAACAGGAGAAGGUUUCAGAAAUCAAGAGGAUUACAGCCAAAAUGGUGGCCAUUAAAAGCGACAUUUCCAAAUACGAGGACACCCUGAAGGAGUACUCCAUGUACAAGGACUUUCUGUUCAAGCUGUCGCCGCCUGAGUGGCAGCAGGAGCAGCUGGCUCGGAGAAAGACCAUGCAGAAGGCCCUUCCCACCAUCGCAGAGAAGGACAAGAGCAAGAACACGGGGCAGCAAGAGAAACGGGCAGAGUCCCGGGCCUCCACUACCAAGAAGGAGCUGCCAGCCCUCAGAAGGGCAUCCAGGCACAGCAUCAGCUUUAAACCAGCGGCCCAAACAGGCAGCCAACCAGGCAAACAAAGUCCUAAACCGAGUAUGGAACCGAAGACCGAGGAUGUCAGUUUGUCCGAUUAUGAGGAGGAACCAGCGAUGUUCUUCACAGACCCCCAGCAGCUGUUGGACCUGCUGACAGACCUGGAGGAGCAGAACCUGUCCCUGAUCCAGAACUCUCGCGAGACCGAGGAGUCUCUGGAGGAGCUGCGGCUGGUCCUGGACCAAACGCGCAAGAGAAUGGAGAAGGAGACGGAGCAGCUGGUGCAGCAGAUCGACAGCAUGACCCACAACAUCCAGCAGGAGCACGAGCGCGCCAGCCAGCUGGAGAUCAAGGCCCGGCUCUUCUCCUACGGAAAGUACAAGGAGGACGACCAGAACAGCAUGCUGGACUCCCUGGGGCACAAGGUGGAGGAGGUGUACCGUAGCUGCAUUGGGGACAGCGAGGGGAACCUCAGCACGCUGCAGAUGCUGACGGCCAUCGAGGGCCGGCUGGGGGAGGUGCUGGAGAACGUGGACGCCAUCCCGCACGAGCGUGUGCUGAUGGCCGAGAAGGCCAAGGAGAAGGAGCGCCGCGUCAGACUGAGGGAGGAGAAGAUAAAUCAGCAGAAGAAGCACCAGGAGGAGAGGCUGCGGAAGGCCCUGGAGAGAGCGCAGGCAGACAUCUCCAAAACUAAAGGGAAGAAGUUGAUGACUCGCUCUCAGCCCCCUGAGCGCAAAAAGAAGGAAGCCCCAAGCACUGACAUGGCAGACCAAGAUAGAGAGGAGCAUCUCUACUUCUUUACUUAGUGCCAAAUCAUCUUCCCAUCAGGCUGUGCGCCACCCCUCCAGGGGCACACUUCCCCUUUCUGCCUCCCCUUCCGCACAAGCAAUUCUGUCUGCUGUCUGUAGCACCCCACCCCAGUCCUCGAUAUAAUCAUCUCGACUAUCAAGAACCGGAGACCAAACCGGUUCCAUGGAUUCCUAUGGGAGCUGCUCAAUGGUGCAUGAAGCCAGUUCAUGGAGGCUGCAUUUUUUUGGCACUGGGUACAAAAACAUAAAAUAA